This is a messenger RNA of Puccinia graminis f. sp. tritici CRL 75-36-700-3, 318 nucleotides long. RefSeq lists its product as uncharacterized. The record is from RefSeq and is a predicted model, not a curated record. NCBI's taxonomy places the organism in Eukaryota, Fungi, Basidiomycota, Pucciniomycetes, Pucciniales, Pucciniaceae. The transcript has 2 exons. The coding region runs from base 1 to 318 and encodes 105 amino acids.
AUGAAAGAUCAGAUUUCUAGAGCCCUUGCAACAAGAUAUUUGAAGUUGAAUGACAAGGAGUUAUUGGAUGUGACCAACUUGGCUAAACGGUUCGACAAAAAAUUGUCUCCACCCGUGAAUCGCUACAAGCCCACAGAACAGGCGGUAUCCAAGCCAUCAGAGUAUGAAGAUUACUUAGCAAAACUAAGACUUCACUAUCUUAUUACCGGGCAGCUUGAAGCUCUACAGAGCAAGUGGGAAUCUAUCAAGCUUUCCAAGGGGUUAACUUCAGCUGAAGACUUCGCCGGAAUGUCAUUGAGAGCAUCACACCUCAGCUAG